CGCAGUUCAAUUGAUCGAGGGGUUUUCAAAAGGCGUGUGGACGUUUUAAAACUUUCACCCAAGGUCAGCCAAAUAUUAAGGUAAGAAUUAUGGUAGACCGUUUUGCAUGACUUAAAAGGUUGGAGAUAAAUCAUGCUAACAGGAAGUUAAAACUGUAUGGUUGCUCACCGUUUUUCAAGUAAAUUUCAAUCUUGAACAACUGUUAUAAAUCGGCGUAGAACUGAGGAACAAUCACCAGCAAAAAAAAACAAAUUUAAAGCUAUUAUUCAUCAUUAGUAGCUGCACUCUUCAUUUGGAACACAGUCCCAGUACUCAACAGUCCUCAGAUUCAACAGUGUCAUGGAAAAUUCAACCGAAACCGGAAAAACAGCAAUGACGGCACUGCAAUUGACAGAGUAUACCUUCUUUGCUGUUAUAUUUAUUUUCGCUGUGACCGGAAAUACCCUCGUCUGCCUCGUAAUUGCACAGACACCUCGUAUGCGCACCACUCGUAACUUUCUGCUUGUAAACUUGGCAAUUUCAGACCUAAUGGUGGCUUUAUUUUGCAUCCCGUUUGAUGUCGUGUUAAAAGUGACCUCUCCUGUGUGGCCACUUGGUGAAGCACUGUGCAAAGUUGUAUGGCCUGCUAUGACGCUGUUCACAAACUGCUCAGCGGCAACUCUUGCAGCAAUAAGUUAUGACAGGUAUCGAGCCGUAAUAUACCCUUGGAAGCCUCGCUUCACGACAGUUCAAACAUCCAUCAUAAUAAGCUCCACAUGGUUAAUGUCUUUGCUUCUUGUUCUACCCUACAUUCUGGCGUUAAAGAUGGUGGAAGGUGAAUGCCGAGAAGACUGGCCGGUGCCUGUUGCUGUAAAACUGUACACACUGGGCUUGUUUGUGUUCCAGUACGCACUUCCACUCUCGAUCAUAGGCUUUGCGUAUUCCAUGGUGGCACUGAAGCUACGUGAACAAGCAAGCAUCCUGGCAAGAAAUCGUAAAGCGAGUGGCAUAUCUGAAAGUGCGUAUGAAAAAGCUAAGAAUGCCGGGUCCAGUCAGUACAUGGAGUCUGCUAUGGAAAGCGAGCUAGCGUCGAAUGAUCCCUCCUUCGCUAACAGUACUCAGAUGUCGGUCAUAAAUAACAAAACAAAGAUCACAGCGAGCAAGCCUUCGAACACACGGAAAGAGGAGAAACGGCUGCAGAGAUCAACGAAGAUUAUCAAGAUGUUGGUUUCAGUCGUGCUUCUCUACGCCAUAUGCCUUCUGCCCAAUCAAGUCGUGUGGCUAUGGUAUGAGUUUGGUUCAGGUGCCAAUUGGCCCCAUUUAAGUACAUUUCUUACUUUCGGAAGUCUCAUGGUUUAUGUUAAUAGCUGUGUAAACCCACUACUCUAUGCUGGUAUGAACGACGAGUUCAGGAAAGGUUUUGCGAGGAUUCUUAGAUGUCAAUGCAACAACGGUCGUUCGACUUAGUUCCAUUCAUUUUAAAGAAAGGAAAUCAACUUAGUAUGUUGAACCACUUGCAAGGCCGAGUCUAUCUAUUUUUUCAUCACAGUCACAGUUUAUCAACUUUUCUCACAACACCUGCGACUGGUUUAGUGAUGAACUAACCUCUAGCGAACUACUUAGGGUAUAAGUACAGGAAGAAGAACCAAACUAAUCAAUUGAUUGCGAUUUUGACAAAUAAUUCAGUACCACAAAAUAUCGGCGGAAAGUUUUUUGAGGGAGAGAAGAAUCUACACUGGGAUUAAGCAGAGUCGCGAUGGGACGAACCACUUGCUAAUCACUUCCGAACUGGCCAGUCAGUGCGCGCGAAAAGCACUAUUCACCUGUGUGGUAGAUACUAAAAGUACAUAUUUAAGUCUAUACAAUUUG
Pocillopora verrucosa is the source of this 1848-nucleotide messenger RNA. Its product is annotated as RYamide receptor-like. The record is from RefSeq and is a predicted model, not a curated record. Gene Ontology annotation, biological process: G protein-coupled receptor signaling pathway. Gene Ontology annotation, cellular component: plasma membrane. Gene Ontology annotation, molecular function: G protein-coupled receptor activity. NCBI's taxonomy places the organism in Eukaryota, Metazoa, Cnidaria, Anthozoa, Scleractinia, Pocilloporidae.